AUGCAGCGUGCGGCGACCUCGGGCAGCGGAGGCCCAGAUGAUGGCUUCGACCUCGACAUCAAGACGGAGUGGGACAGGGAAAUCAGUUGCUCAAGCAACGCAAGUGUCCUGACUUUCACCAACAGAGGUGAGAUCAGAGAAGGUGCUGCAGGGGAUGAAACGACCCCGAAGAAAAAUUCCAAGGGCAUCGCCACAGGUUUUUUCAAACGCUCAGAGACAGAUGCAGAUUCUUUGACGCUCACGAACAAGAUUGCGGCGCAGUCUGGGCGUUCUGCAACGCUGGCCAUGACUAUCUUGCAGGCGUUUUCGCGCAAGAUCCUCCGAAACAAGAUGUUUGCGCACUUCAUGGUUUGCGUUGUGAUUCUCGAUGCAUUCUUGACAGCAUCAGAUAUUGACUUCAGAGCACGUGGUGAGGCGACUCCGACAUCUGUACUGGGUCUUUCGACUAUGUGUUUAUGCCUUUACGUGGUUGAGCUCCUCUUUCAAGUCUUUGCACGAGGCCGCCGAUUGCUUCGCGAUUGGUUGGCUUGGAUGGAUCUGAUAAUCAUUUUCUCGGGCUGUGUGGACUUGCUGGUGAGCGCCUUCGUGAGAGUUGAGUUCCUUUCAAAAAUCGGCGCCAUGCGCGUGCUGCGCCUGGUGCGCAUCGUGCGACUGCUGCAACUUCUGCGGCGAAAUCGAUCUUUGAAAGAGCUGCAAAAGCUUGUGAACAUGUUGGCCACCUGUUUCAAGACUUUGAUAUGGUCCUUCGUGUUUCUUUGUCUCGUAAUGACGGGGUGGGCCAUGCUCAUCGUGGAGAUCAUCCACCCGUACGUGCUACAGCUUCACCAAGAUGUACGCCUCUUCAUGGAUUGUGAGCAGUGCUUGCGGGCCACAUCGACGGUGAUGCAAGCAAAUUUGCUCUUGUUCAAGACUGUCAUUGCUGGGGACAGUUGGGGCCAGAUAGCUGUACCGAUCAUUGAGGCUCAUCCGGAGACGUCGAUAAUUUUUGUUGGCUCGCUGCUGACGCUGGUGUUCGGCGUGCUCAAUCUCAUCGUGGCUGUGGUUGUGGAUACCUUUGCCGAAGCUCGCGAGAAUGACGUUGUCAACCUGGCCCAAGAGCUUGAGUUCAAUAUUGAAGAUGAUCAGAAAAUUCUGCGGGAAAUAUUCCACCGAAUCGAUCAAGAUAAGGACGGUGAAUUGACGCUUGACGAGCUUCUUGAUGGUGCACACCACGACUCGGAGUUUCAAAGCCGGCUGAAAGUCAUGGACAUUGAUGAGGUCGACCUGCAGCAACUGUUCGAGAUGAUCGAUGCAGAUGGAUCAGGUUCCAUUGCCGUUGAGGAGUUCAUCGUCCCUUUGAGCCGUUGGGUGCAUGAUUCCAAGACGGCACCGCGAUUCAUCAAAUACAAUCUCCUGCGAGCGAUGACUCAGCAGGAGGAGUUGCUCCGAUUCUCGGCUCAGAACUUCAACUCCAUUUUCGAAAGAGUGGACCGCAUCUUCAUCAUCCUCCGCGAUCUGAGCACGGCGAGUGGGACAAGCGGGCAGAAGACCGCAAUUAAAUCCACAGCAUCAGCCAGCGAUGGUCCAAAGAAAGUACUGGCCUUUGAGCCAGAAGUGCGGCAGAAGGCGAGCAAGUCCAGCGGAGACGAGGAUGUCUGCCACGAUGCCCAUUGCUUGGAGCAGCCGCAUCCAUCAAGCCUCAUCCCGCAGCUGGACAGCCUCAAAGGCGACGUCGACUUGGCUUUAGAGGCGGCGUGGUUGACGAGCCUGGAAGCACAGAGCCCCAGACAAGUGAUUGCAGCUCUCCAGGUCUUGGAUAACUGCUUCCGAGAGGCUGCUGUCGGCUUGAAGCAGUCCCAGUCAGUCGUGCAAAGCCAGUUGAAACAACUCACAGUGUCGGCGACUGGUGAUUCUGGGGACCAUCUUGUGCACCACUCUGAUGCCCUUCCGACAGCAAAGCGAGUGCCUGGCGCUGGCGAUGCCACAGAGCAGCGGCAAGUUCACAAAGCUGGCCGUGAUCAAUCUGAAAUCGCAUGCUCGGGACACUUGCUGCGAACUGGCGCCAAUGUUUCACCAAAUGCAGAGAUACAGAAAGUGCCACAUGGACAGCGGACUGCUGACUGCUAG
Symbiodinium natans is the source of this 2106-nucleotide messenger RNA. Lineage: Eukaryota; Dinophyceae; Suessiales; Symbiodiniaceae. The record is from the annotation of a GenBank genome assembly.